UAAAUCACUCACAGUAAAUACAGCACCUCCCAAAUUUUUUGGCGCAGCUAUAUUGAUUGUGAUCACGAAUUCUUCUUCAGCAAUGAGCGGGCCUACGCUGCUCUCGGAUCUCGGAACCGAGAUUGCCAUCCCAAUCUGCGCCCUCAUCGGCAUAGCCUUCGCCGCCCUGCAGUGGCUGCUUGUCUCCAAGGUCAAGCUCUCCACCGCCGCCGCCUCCAAAAAUGGAAUCACCGAUCCGCUCGUCGAGGAGGAGGACGGCGUCGCCGAUCACUCCGUCGUCCGCAAGUGCGCCGACAUCCAGGCCGCCAUUUCCGAAGGUGCAACAUCAUUUCUUGUAACGGAGUACCAGUAUGUUGGUAUAUUCAUGAUUGCUUUUGCCAUAUUGAUCUUCCUUUUCCUUGGUUCCGUGGAAGGAUUCAGCACGGAGAGCCAACCUUGUACAUAUGACAAGACCAAAGUGUGCAAGCCUGCACUCGCCACAGCAGUUUUUAGUACCAUAUCUUUCCUUCUCGGUGCUAUUACAUCUGUGGUUUCCGGCUUUCUUGGAAUGAAGAUUGCAACCUAUGCAAAUGCCAGAACAACUUUGGAAGCUAGGAAGGGUGUCGGAAAGGUGUUCAUCAUUGCCUUUAGAUCUGGCGCAGUUAUGGGAUUUCUCCUUGCAGCAAAUGGUCUUCUUGUUUUGUACAUUGCCAUCAACCUUUUCAAGUUAUACUAUGGCGAUGACUGGCAAGGCCUGUUCGAGUCAAUAACUGGCUACGGGCUUGGUGGAUCUUCAAUGGCUCUGUUCGGUAGGGUUGGUGGAGGUAUCUACACGAAAGCUGCUGAUGUAGGAGCUGAUCUUGUGGGGAAAGUUGAACAGAACAUCCCAGAGGAUGACCCGAGGAACCCUGCGGUAAUUGCUGAUAAUGUGGGCGAUAAUGUUGGGGAUAUUGCUGGUAUGGGUUCGGAUCUCUUUGGUUCGUACGCAGAGUCUUCCUGUGCAGCCCUUGUUGUUGCAUCAAUCUCAUCUUUUGGGAUCAACCAUGACUUGACUGCUAUUCUAUAUCCUCUGCUAAUCAGCUCUAUCGGAAUACUUGUUUGUCUGCUGACCACAUUGUUUGCAACUGAUUUCUUUGAGGUCAAGGUUGUGAAAGAAAUUGAGCCAGCACUGAAGAAGCAACUCAUUAUCUCAACCAUAUUUAUGACUGUGGGAAUUGCUAUUGUUAGCUGGAUUGCCCUACCCUCUUCCUUCACGAUAUUUAAUUUCGGGGAGCAAAAAGUAGUUAAGAACUGGCAACUGUUCCUGUGUGUGGCUGUUGGUUUGUGGGCUGGCCUCAUUAUUGGAUUUGUUACAGAGUACUAUACAAGCAAUGCUUACAGCCCUGUACAAGAUGUUGCUGAUUCAUGCCGUACUGGAGCAGCAACCAAUGUCAUUUUUGGACUUGCUCUAGGAUACAAAUCAGUUAUCAUUCCAAUCUUUGCCAUCGCAAUUAGCAUUUUUGUUAGUUUUAGCUUUGCUGCAAUGUAUGGUAUUGCUGUAGCUGCCCUCGGGAUGUUGAGUACAAUUGCGACUGGCUUGGCGAUCGAUGCAUAUGGACCCAUCAGUGACAAUGCUGGGGGUAUUGCAGAGAUGGCCGGCAUGAGCCACAGUAUCCGAGAGAGGACUGAUGCCCUUGACGCUGCAGGGAACACCACAGCAGCGAUCGGAAAGGGGUUUGCAAUCGGCUCGGCUGCUCUUGUGUCCCUUGCACUCUUUGGUGCAUUUGUGAGCCGUGCUGGCAUUUCUACUGUAGAUGUUUUAACUCCGAAAGUGUUCAUUGGUCUACUCGUGGGUGCUAUGCUCCCUUACUGGUUCUCGGCCAUGACGAUGAAGAGUGUCGGUAGUGCUGCUCUGAAGAUGGUUGAGGAAGUGCGCCGGCAGUUCAACACCAUCCCAGGGAUCAUGGAAGGCACAACAAAGCCCGACUAUGCCACAUGCGUCAAGAUCUCCACAGAUGCAUCUCUCAAGGAGAUGAUUCCUCCGGGUGCACUUGUCAUGCUCACACCCCUGAUUGUGGGGAUUCUGUUCGGCAUUGAGACCCUUUCCGGUGUCCUUGCUGGAGCUCUCGUCUCCGGUGUUCAGAUUGCAAUUUCUGCAUCCAACACUGGUGGUGCUUGGGACAAUGCCAAGAAAUACAUAGAGGCUGGUGCUUCGGAGCAUGCCCGGACUCUUGGUCCUAAAGGGUCCGAUGCACACAAGGCAGCCGUGAUUGGGGACACUGUUGGUGACCCACUGAAGGACACGUCGGGGCCAUCACUGAACAUCUUGAUCAAGCUGAUGGCGGUAGAAUCGCUCGUAUUCGCCCCUUUCUUUGCCGUCCAUGGCGGCCUGCUCUUCAAGAUCUUCUGAAGUAAGGCAAUAUAACUCUGCUCUGCUUCUGUUUAUAGCUUAGUGUUAAUAUAUUAUGGAAAUUUUUUGCAGUAUACUUUCAGAUUUCAUUUGUUUUUCCGUAUCUCUUGUUUUAAGUUGUUGCUGCAGAUCUAACAAGUUGAAACUAAAAAUAUGGAUAUUUUGGUGAAGUAAUUGUUUGUUGGUUUACUGAUUCA
Salvia hispanica is the source of this 2565-nucleotide messenger RNA. RefSeq names its product pyrophosphate-energized vacuolar membrane proton pump. The record is from RefSeq and is a predicted model, not a curated record. Gene Ontology annotation, molecular function: diphosphate hydrolysis-driven proton transmembrane transporter activity; inorganic diphosphate phosphatase activity. Gene Ontology annotation, cellular component: membrane. Gene Ontology annotation, biological process: proton transmembrane transport. NCBI's taxonomy places the organism in Eukaryota, Viridiplantae, Streptophyta, Magnoliopsida, Lamiales, Lamiaceae.